Spodoptera exigua (beet armyworm) is the source of this 8372-nucleotide messenger RNA. The record is from the annotation of a GenBank genome assembly. Lineage: Eukaryota; Metazoa; Arthropoda; Insecta; Lepidoptera; Noctuidae.
AUCUUGUUAUGUUAAAUGAUAAGAAGUUAUUAUCACUACACAACUUUUAAACGUUUUUUACGAUCAAUGAAGUAGUAUUUAACUACGUGAUAUUAUACGAGUUUAUCAUUUGAACAGUAAUACAGCACGUGUAGUAAAAAUGAAGGAUAAAAAUAUCGUUUUCAAUGGAAUAAUCGCCAGCUCGAGUUCUUUGAACGAUCUUAUUAUAAACUCCGGUUACAUUGCUGUAGAAGAUGGAAAGAUUACAAAAAAAGGAUCUAUUGAAGAGUUUGAUGCCCUUGAAAAGUCUGGAGAAUUUGCAACUUUUAAAGUGGUAAAACUGAGCUCCGAUCAAUUUAUUAUACCUGGAUUCGUGGAUUGUCACACACAUGCACCUCAGUUCCCAAACAUUGGCUUAGGAUUGGAUCGUCCACUGCUAGAAUGGCUUGCAAAAUACACAUUCCAUUUAGAAAAAAAAUACAGUGACACAGAGUUCGCCGCUAAGGUCUAUGAUCAAGUUGUUCAAAGACUACUCAAAAAUGGAACAACAGCAGCUUGUUACUUUGGGUCCUUACAUGUAGAAGGGACUCUUGAACUGGUUAAAAGUGCCAUCAAACAUCACCAAAGGGCACUAAUAGGCAAAGUGAGCAUGAACAAAGAAAACUUUGCAGGAUAUUAUAAUGAAACUAAAAAGGAAUUGGAGGAAGUUGAGACAUUUAUCAAACAUGUUAAAUCUUAUCAGAAUGAGUUGGUAGAACCAGUAGUGACACCAAGAUUUGCAGUAAGCUGUGAUAAAGAACUUAUGGAUGGUCUGGCAAACAUUGCCAAGAAAUAUGACUGCAGAAUACAGAGUCACAUAUCAGAGAACACUUCAGAAAUAGACUACGUAUUAGAAACAAACCCCAAAUGCAAAAGUUAUGGACAUGUUUAUGACGAAAGUGGAGUUUUGACCAAUAAGUGUAUCAUGGCCCAUGCAGUGCAUUUGACGGAAGAUGAACUAACUCUGUUGUCCAGUAAGGGAGUCUCCGUAGCUCACUGUCCAGCUUCUAACACACGGCUGAAGUCAGGCCUUUGUCCUGUCAGGAAAAUUAUCAAUGCUAACAUCACUGUUGGUUUGGGAACAGAUGUAUCCGGAGGGGAUAACGCAUCGAUACUGGACGCUAUCCGCAGGACCAUGGACAUCUCCACAUGUUUGGAGAUGAGAGGCAACGAGAAAUACGCACUCGACUGGAAGGAAGCUUUUUAUCUCGCUACACUGGGAGGGGCUAAAGCUCUGAAUUUGGACCAUAAGAUAGGCAACUUUGACGUCGGGAAAGAUUUCGAUGCUUUGCUGAUAGACGUUUACACAAAGGAUGGACAAAUCGACAAGUACGAAGGGACAUUACCGAAUAAUCCUUUGGAAUAUGCUUUGGAGUUACUACAGAAAUUCAUAUUCGUAGGGGACGAUAGAAACAUCGUACAAGUUUAUGUGAAAGGAGAAAAAGUCAAAGAUGCCUUGUAUAUAUAAUUAUAUUAUUAUAUUAUAUAAAUAAUCAGAUUCUUAACAUUCCAAUGUAAUAAACUCAAAUAUAUUUUUAUACAAUUUUACAAUAAAUCAAAUUCUAUUUACCUAUAUUUUUGUUUCAUUAAUCCAUGUUGAGAAUUAAAAGACAGUUUUAAAUUGUUAUAAUUUUAUUCAUGUGUAAUUCUUUAUAAUUUGUGUAGAAAAAAUGUGCAAAUAUAAUGUGAAAAUACAAACUGAAUUUACAUAAGCAAAUACCGUUAUACAAUAAUACUAAAGGAAUUAAAUUAUUCCCAUUUUACACUCGGACAUUAUAAUGCUAGAGCAGCCUAUAGGCAUAGGCGAGCAUUGCACGCUUCACAGGAAUCUUGUAUUCUCCUAAUAAAAUAAUAUUAAUCACUUAUAAAUGUAUAAAUCGCUAGUAACACUUUAAUAAUUUUGUUAAAGCUCCGAGAUCUGUUAUAAUAUUAAUGACAGAAAAAUAAUACUCAAAUGCAGCUGGUGUCGUUUAUAAUAAGUCGGUGGAAUGAUAAGAUAAUGUAUUCGAGGGUUAGUAAUAAAUUAUAACAUAUAAACAGUCUUAUAAAGUCAAAAAUAAUAUACUAUCUAAACUUUAGAGCAACUUAUAUUAAUGUAUAAUACAAAAAUGUUACUAGUUAAAUGUUAAAUGUUAUAACUUUAAAAAAAUGUUAAACAAAAUAUAGGACGCACUUGAAUGAAGACGCAAAAAUAUAAGCUAACAUUCAUAACUUACAAAAAAAUAUUUGUUGUUAUUGUUACCACGAUGAGGAGGUUCCGUUUGACGACACCGCCAUCUGUGUUGUGAUAGCAACAACAACAAGUCUCCAAUCUCAAAUUCUACACAUAACACUACGACAUUCGUUUAUUCUCCUAACGCUAAUCAAUGAACACAGGAACUUGGACGUGCAAAUCCAAAAAUGCAAGCCAGGUUAUGUUUAGCUUGUUACCAUUUUGGCAACUCGGGACCACUAGGCUGUAGUAGUCUCCAUUUGAAUACCAGUAACAUGUUCGUAUACAGCAUGGGAUGUCGGCAAACCAUGCCAAUUAUGGGGAAUACUAUCGUUGACAUAAAAUACCUCAUAAAGGUAUCAAAAUGUAAAAAUGAAUAAAGAAAACGAACAACACAAAGUACUCGUUAAUAUGGCCGUGAUGUAGCAGCGAUGUAACCACUAGCCGAGUGCUAAUACUUAAUAAUACGUAAUUACACAACGAAUAUAACAUUACUUUGAGCUGCCUUCGAUACACAAACAUCUACAGUAGCAAUCAGGCACAGAGCCCGGACACUUGUGUACUAUUUAUAUCAAUUACAUAACACAACGAAAACUGCUUUCGACCUGCAUUGAAACAAUUUAACCUAAAACAGUCUUAAAUACAAUCUUACAAAUAAAAGGUACAUUUUAUAAAAAUAAUGUGCGAAUUAUGUGCAUACAAUGACACAUUUUACUCCAAUAAUAACUAAAUUAUUCAACUACAAUAACUUUUAACAAAAACAUUUGAUCCAUUGCGAGUCUUAUUUAUAACAUAACAUUUGAAUAGUUACCUAUAAUUAAUGUGAAAAUAAUUAUAAUGUAAGGGAGAUAAAGAUAAUAAUUAUAAUAAUAUUUAAAUGUCAACAUAAGUAUAACUAAAUGAAUUUUCUCAUAAGACAUCUCUCUGAACAACCUAGCACCUAUGUUAAUUUAUUAAGAUCCAAUUUGUAGAUAUAUACAGAGUGUUACAAAACAACUGUUAUUAAAAAAGUUCGACAACUGUAUAAUAUGUCAUUUGUACUAUUCAAUAAUAGACAACAUUUGAAUUGCAAUGUGUGAAUAUGAUGAUAACUAUUAGUGUGAAGUUUUCAAUCGAAUUUGUUCGUUAGGAAAGAUAAAUUUCUAUACAUAGCUCAGUCUUUUCUAUCUGGCUUAAAUUUGGCGGACACCUGUAUUCAAUUUCCUUGGAGCCAAUCACAAUUUUGGCAUGUCUGGGAUGCAGUAUUGACUAUCUAUAUCGCACGAGCAUUAUACUGAGGAAAUUAUAUGUAACUGAGGUAGAAAGAAAUGCAAAUUGAAAGUGUUUUGUAGUUUGUUUACAUUAUUUUCUCGACAUUUAAUCUGAAAAUUAAGUUAUAAUUUUAGCUAAAUAAGAAUUAUACUAGCUACUAUUUAUAUUUAGGAAUGUUUAGUUAUAUUAAUUUGACAUUGCCAACUGGAGUUUUGCCUCCAAAUCUGUGAAAAAUUUCGUAUAAUAUUUUUACGAUAAAGUUUUCUGAAGGUACAUUUUAAAUGGCACAGGAAAGAUUGUUUGCUUCCGUAAUCACGUCUCGUACAAACAUUAGAUCAGUGUACAAUGUAUCAUGUGAUGUUUGACACGAACGCAGUUUAUAUAAUUUAGUAAUAUAGUGAACAAUGUCCACGUUAAAUUCCAUGAAUAUUCGUAUAAUAAACAUUAGCCACGAACAUCAAUAACAUUUUAUAAAAUAGAGAGCAUAAUAAUUUUGGGUUGACAUUUAAUUCAUUCGAAUAUAGAAUUCGAAAAAUGACUCGACAUUACAAAUUACAAUGAAUUUCGUUUAAACGACAUUAAUAAAAUGACGAAUGAUGGCCUAAAGCGUACAACAUCAGCUAUAAAAAUGUACAAACUUCGUAAUCGCACAAACUACGUUCUAUCACAUAUAAUUAUUUAGUAAAUCAGCACAACACCCACAUGACUCCACGAAUUUAUUUAUUAGAAAAAAGUAUCGCGCCGGCGGUCGGUCGCGCGCCGUACUACCCUAGCUAGAGGUGGCGAGCCUCGGAUAAUACUGACUGACAACUCUUCUAACUAUAAUGGGUACUUCUAUACUCUUAAUAUUUUUUUAAACAAUUCCUUACGGUUGAUGUGCGUCCGUAUUUCAUAAUUAGAAUUACCAUCCUGAGCUGGCAGUGACACGUUUUCAAGAAUACAGUACAUGUCUAUCAAACAUGUCUAGAAUCAGUAGGUAUCAAUUUGAAAUAAUGCCUUCGUACGCGGAGUAUUAAUCAAAUGGAGUACUCACUUUUUAUACAUAUUUCUUUUCACAUCGUUUCAAGAAACGUUAACACAGUAUCUAAUAUCAUCAUCAGGAGUUUUUACAAAAAUAUCUACCCGUUGACAUUAGAACUAACAUGUGUUACUCUCCAUUAACAAAUUUGAAAUAUCUCAUCCUUACUAUAUGUAAUCAAAUUUGAAUGUUUUAGAUAUUUUAAUAUACACAGGACCAAAUGCAUCGGUUGCUGAAUCAAAUGUCAACGAACUUGAUUGAUGCAGUGAUGGUUCUUUUAACAUAAACUGAAUUUUACAUUUACAACUUAUUCCGUUUUAAAACUUCGAAGAACGAAGAGACCAAUCAGUCGUCGAAUUUUAGUUGACAUGAGAUUUGACAAGAUCUAUGUUUCAUUGAAAAACUUUAACAUUUAUUAAACAAAUCAUUAUCCUCAUAGGUUUUGAACAUGUUGAAUAACCUAAAAUCAUCAAUUCGAUUGAGUGUUGCCUCUUUCAAUUUGUAAUUCAAGGAUAAUGACAGUUUUAAUUAUCGUUAAAGUUUUUCGAGGGAACAUCAUACGUUUAAUGUGUCGUAUUUGGUCCGGGGCUUGAGUCAGGCGGUCACUUGACGAGGCUGGAGAGUGAGCGGGAUUUCAGUGUCGGAGUGUGUGAGGGCGCGGCACGACACGCGCGAGCGCCGAGAGCGCCGCCGCGAGCUGCGCCGCUCGCCACCUGCACACGCAGCCCGCGCUCACUACUUGCGCACUCCAUGCGUACAUACUCCAUGCUCUAUGGCAACUAGCUAACUCACGUACAAAGUGUAACAGAGUGAUCGACCCACUACUCGUAGAUCUCAAUCUUGACAUUAAAGACUUUUAGUCGUUUUGGAAAUUGAACAAAUGUUAGAUUUUCAAAUCGUGUGUAUAUAAAAAGUGUUAAAGUUUCAGUAUCGGUACCAGCAAGAUCCGUGUUGUAAUCUCUUACACUUUGUAUAACCGACUUUUCGCGUCGUGAGCCAGAGAGCGUUCAUAGACAACGGAAGCACGCAUGUCUUUAAAACAUUAAAGUUUCUAAUUCUAAUACAAAUAGCAAAUGAAAAAAAAACUGUUAAAAUGUUUCCAAAUUUUGUCUUAUACAUGUAAUGAAAGAAAAUUGUGUCCAAAACCAAAAUAAGUAUCAAAAUUUGAAAACACAAUUUAAUAGAAAGCAAAGACUUAUUUCGACAAUUUUUUAUGAAAAAUAUUACUCAAAUACUAAAACAAAAAACCAUUAAACACCCCAUGUAUGUUAUAAUAACAAUAAUAAUUAUAAAUAGACGUUGCUUUCUUGUUGUAUAAGAAGCGUUGACAAGUGACUAUGGUAUUUGCACAUCACAACAUAAAGUAAAUGUAUCACAGUACUGCAUUCACUGCAUGGUAUAUAUAAUGUACGAUGGACGUGUGACAAACUUGGCAUUGUUCUCUGUGGCAAUCAAAUACGUACGUAUGGUUCGUGGGUGAUCGUCACAAACAUACAUAGGCUAUACACAUGCGCUUAAUGACAUUCUCGAUGAUGCACCAUCUGCUGGCAAAGCUGCCUGAACCAUCUAUAUUCGUCUUUUAUUAUUACAACUACCGUUUUAAACAUCAAGGUUCUCCAUAACAAACAGCACGACUAUUUAUAAUAUAUAAUACAUGUACAAGAUAAAUGUAAUACAAUACAAGACUAUGUACAAUUGAAGCUGUAUCUACUGUUGUCUGGACAUAACGUGUAUGUGACCAUAAAUAUCUGUAUGAUGUGUAGUAAGAAGAGACAAUAAGAAGGGUACAGAGCACAUAGAGCAGAUCAUGCGAUGCAGUGAUGACGUGCGACAAUGUACGACAUCAGUGCGGUGACACAUGCGAUGCGCCCAAAGCGUAAGCCCGCACAAAGCGAUCUAGCGCCCUGUCAGUACAAGCCGGAGGCUUUGCUUCCGUCGGUGCCACUCCCGCACCUGCGCCAACGUUGCUAGCUAUCCUACAUCAUCUCCGUCAUUUUUAGCAUCUCAAAUGACAUAGCCAACUUCAAUAAGUCUACGAUCAGACGUUUAACGAGCAUUUCUUUAACAUUUACCGACCACAUCCAUAAUAUAUGUACAGCCUGAUGCCGCGAAUCGAAAUGCGACAGACAACUAGCGACGCUACAGUGACAUCGAGCCCGAGCAAAGCCUCCGCGGCAGGUUAGUCCUCUCCGCACCGAAGCGAACGAACACAGUUUCACAGUACCGGUGCGCGAGGUUCAAAAUAAAAAUUCUAGGCAGGCGACAAGCACGUAGAGAGCCGUGCUCUCCGAGCGAGCCUCCCCGCAGGGCGCGUGGCGACACGCAGGCGCGGGGCCCGGCGCGAGGGCGGGGCCCGCGGGCUGGGGCCCCGGCGGGGCGGACUGCGUACCGGCGCGCGCGCGGGCCGCGUCCAGCGAGGCGGCGGGCUGCAGGAACCACUCCGAGCGGGUGCGCAUGCGCGCCCGCUGCCGCUCGUGCACCUACGCACCACCCUCCGUCACGACGCGCCGCGCGACCCCGCGCUCACACUGCUACCGCGACCUUACACGCUCUACGUACACAUUCACUGUCUAACACAUUCAUCCAUCACACUCUUACUCAUAAGACACUCAACAACAUUUUUGAUAUACACACCCAUUAUAAGUCUACGUUUUACUGCUCAAAAACUUGGAAGAUACUCAAUCUUAUUAUACCAAUUUAAGACAAUGAGUAAUUCAUCUAAGAUAUAAAAACAAAUCUUGUGUAAGCGGGGGUCACGACUAGAGGCGGGUGAUUGUAUUCGCGAACCGGAGUCGUUUAGCACAAGACAUUAAAGUCGGUCGAUAUAUGAUUAAUUACCAUCCUAAUUAAGAAGUUGUUAUAAAUCUGAGGUUAAUUACGAUAACAUGGAACGAAUGUUAAUACUUCAUUAGUAACUAUACUUCUACCGUUAGUUAAUAUAAUGAAUCGAACAUUAGCUCGCCCAGAGGAACCACAAAGAUACCACUACCAUUGAAAUUGUUAUAAAAUUGUUACAUUUCAAUGAAAGACAAUAUUAUUCUGUAGUGUUAUUGAAUACAUUGUUCCUGAACAUGGAUUUAAAAAAAUAAUAAUAAUAAAUAAAUAUAACAAAAUAAAACUGUAAGGUGUUCGUUCCCGAGUGUCCACACUGCACCGAGGAGUGCGCUACAAGCGUCGUGUUGUGUGUGCGUUGCCACACAGAGCUCUUUGUAAGCACACUGUGCCACACAGUACCCUGUCACACGGUGUAACCAGUACAUCAUAGAAUAUGUAUAUCAAGAGGAAAUGUCUAACAACUAACAGAUCAGCCACAAGUUGUCCUAAGUUAUCAGGAAAACAGACAUUAUUCAUGCAAGAGAAUAAAACGUGGACGACUGGCGAAUACGACUCACACUAAAAAAUAUGAAUUACCUUUUGCCAAUUAGGGAUCGAUGAACACCUACAUACAGCUACAUUGUUCAUUCGAUAUUUCAUAUUAUUCCUACGGAAUGCUUGUACUACAAUUUCGAAUACUUUAGUUGUUAGUUUACGGCGAGUUGUCCACGUUAGUUAGACAGAACAGGGGAAACAGACUUAGAAUCUACAGGUGGAUAUGGAGAAAAUUCUCUUCACCAUCACUUAGUCUUAUAAAACAUGUCCUUCAGUGAGCGCUAGAAUUGAAAUAAUAUUCUUUAUAUAUGUUUCUGUUUCAAUUUAAAUGAUACAAUGGCGUCCAUAUGUAAUAUGAUUUAUUUUGCGUUGGCAACUUUUUGUUAAAUUUUGACAUUUGGCAACACUAAGUCCAAAAGUAAUCAUUUGGUUUUCGAGAUUAAUUUUGUUGUUAUUACAUUAAAUUGUCAGAUCGGUUCGAAUACAUAUUUAUAUGGACAAGUA